UAGAAGCGGGGCACUAUGGCCAGUUUGGUUCUGAAGAACCGCCGGGCGACCCUGGAAAGAGCCGAGAAAUUCGUCUCCGCCGAAUAUUUCACCGACAUUAACCUGCGGGGCCGGCUGUUUGGUGCUUGCUGUCCCGUUGAAUCACUUUCCUACUUUCUGGCACCCUCCCGCAUCCUGUAUGAGAAAGCUGUGACACGAGAAUUCAUUCCUGCUAAGGUUGGAGAUUCCUUUGGACCAACAUGGUGGACGGCCUGGUUCAGGGUAAUACUGACCAUUCCAAAGGCUUGGAAAGGUGAGGAAGUGCACUUUGUGUGGGAGAGCGAUGGAGAAGCGAUGGUGUGGAGAAAUGGCAUUCCAGUACAGGGACUGACCAAAGAAGGGGAGAAGAUCAGCUAUGUCCUGACAGAGAAGCUCACAGAUGAAGAACCUCACAGCUUGGAGCUGUAUGUGGAACUGGCAUGCAAUGGAUUAUUUGGAGCAGGGAAGGGCUCGAUGAUUUCAGCCCCGGAUCCGAACCGCAACUUCACUCUCUACAAAGCUGAGCUGGUUGUUUUCAACAGAGACGUUCAUGAGCUGCUGAUUGACUUCGAGAUCCUCUCUGACAUUGCAAAGCACCUCAACAUUGAAAAUCAGCGUAGCUAUCAAGCAAUGUACACUGCCAAUAAGAUGGUGAAUGCCUGUGAUGUGGAAGACAGGAGCACGUUUGCAGAAGUUCACAGAUUGGCUAGCGAUUUUCUUCAGCAAGAGAAUGGCAAGAGUCAGCAUACAGUGCAUGCAAUGGGACAUUGCCACAUUGAUACAGCUUGGUUGUGGCCUUAUGAGGAGACUAUUCGAAAAUGUGCUCGGAGCUGGGUAUCUACACUUCGCCUCAUGGAGAAAAACCCAAACUUUAUCUUUACUUGCUCACAGGCACAGCAGUUGGAGUGGGUAAAGAACUGUUAUCCAGACUUAUACACACAAAUCAAGGAGUUUGCUGAGAAGGGACAGUUCGUCAUGGUGGGAGGUACCUGGGUGGAAAUGGAUGGAAAUCUCCCUUCUGGUGAAUCCAUGGUGCGACAGUUCCUUCAGGGUCAAAGGUUCUUCCAGCAAGAGUUUGGGAAGCAUUGCUGUGAGUUCUGGUUGCCAGAUACAUUUGGGUACUCUGCACAGCUGCCACAGAUUAUGCAGGGAUGCGGUAUCACACGCUUUCUCACUCAAAAGCUCAGUUGGAACCUGGUGAAUGAAUUCCCGCACAACACGUUCUUAUGGGAAGGAAUUGAUGGCUCCAGGGUCCUGACCCACUUUCCACCUGGUAACUCCUAUGCAAUGAAAUGUCAGGUAGAGGAUCUGCUGAGUACAGUGAAAAAUAAUAAGGACAAAGGUCGUGUCAAUGACAGUGCCUUACUAUUUGGGUUUGGAGAUGGGGGCGGUGGACCCACACAGGACAUGUUGGAUCGACUACAGAGAGUUGAGAACACAGAUGGGCUUCCCAGGGUGAAACAAUCCAGCCCAGAAACCUUCUUCUCAAUUCUGGAAGCUGAUACCACCAUGCUUUGUACCUGGGUUGGUGAACUGUUUUUGGAACUACACAAUGGCUCCUAUACUUCACAGGCAAAGAUUAAGAAAAGCAAUCGUAAAUGCGAAUGUAUCCUUCGCAGUGUUGAAGUUGUGAGCAGUCUGGCAUCUGUACAGAAGGACACCUUUGAAUAUCCAAGUUGUCAACUGCAGCAUCUCUGGAGACUGUUGCUCCUCAAUCAGUUCCAUGAUGUGCUGCCUGGUACAUGUAUACAGUCUGUUGUGGAAGACGCGAUAAAGUUCUAUGAAGAAAUCCAGAGCAAUGGGAAUGAACUUCUGAAAGAGGCAAUACAGUGUCUCCUGGGAGGAUCUGUGCAGGAAACUGGGAAGAACAUCAAUGUGCUCAACACCCUGUCAUGGGAACGGACUGAGGUUGUCUCAAUGCCUCGACUGGAAGGAGACGAAGUCCUGGCUCUGGUAAAGGUUCCCAGUGUUGGGUUUGCCACAGUGACCAACCCCUUGCUCCCGCCUCAUCCAGUUAUUGUCACUUCUCAGGGAGAUGGCUCUGUACUUAUGGAGAAUGGAAUUCUCAAAGUCGCAUUUGAUUCAUUGGGUCGUAUAACAUCACUUUCUCAUUUACUUUACAAAAGGGAGACUAUUCCCGAUGGCUGCUAUGGGAACCAGUUUGUGUUGUUUGAUGAUGUUCCUUUAUACUGGGAUGCAUGGGAUGUCAUGGAUUAUCACUUAGAAACAAGGAAACCUGUGUCACAGGUUGUGAACCCUCUGGAGAUAGUGUGCCCUGGUCCAGUCAGGGGAAGUGUAAGAUACUCUAUCCGUAUCAGUGACACCAGCAAGAUCCGCCAAGAGAUCAUACUGGAUGCGUGCUGUCCUUAUAUUAAAUUCAAAACAGAGGUGGAAUGGCAUGAAGCACACAAGUUUCUGAAGGUGGAGUUUCCCACUACAGUGCACAGCCCUAAUGCUACAUAUGAAAUUCAGUUUGGACACCUUCAGCGACCAACGCACAGGAACACUUCAUGGGAUUGGGCACGCUUUGAGGUCUGGGGGCACAAGUGGGCUGAUCUGUCGGAGCAUGGCUUUGGUGUAGCAUUACUCAAUGAUUGCAAGUAUGGAUACUCAGUGCAUCGCAACAUAAUGACACUAUCCCUCUUGCGAGCUCCAAAAGCACCAGAUGCCACAGCUGAUAUGGGCCAUCAUCAGUUCACUUAUGCUAUCAUGCCCCAUGCAGGUUCUUUCCAAGAGGCCAAUGUGAUUCAGUUUGCUUACAACAUUAACUGCCCAUUACAUAUUGUGCCUGCUGAACCCAGUGUCAGUGCUUCCAGUUCCUGGAGUGCUUUCUCGGUCCAGUCUCCUGCUGUCAUUCUGGAAACUAUUAAACAGGCAGAAGACAGAAAAAAUACUUUGGUAAUUCGGCUAUAUGAGUCGCAUGGCAGCACCGUGGUCACAUGGUUGCAUACUUCACUGCCUGUUAAACAAGCAGUCUGGUGUGAUCUUCUGGAACAGCCCAUCACAACCAAACCCCUCGCCAUCAUUGACAGUCAGAUCCAGCUUUCCUUCACUCCGUUCCAGAUCCGUUCACUACUGUUCACUUUCUGAGCUAUCAUUGUAGAAUGUGGGACUCAUACAUGGCUUCUAUUAAUAAGUUUCUUUUUAAAUUAUCAUUGAAAUAGUUUCUAAAUACAACAGAAUCAAGCAUACUGUAGUAAAUGAAGAGCAUUAUUUAAUGAAAUUACCAAUGCAAAACACUAGUGUUAUUAUCUGCAAGACAGGUACGUCUUGAUCAUUCCUUACAGUGGUAGAGUGUAAUUUGCUAGUUUUCACAUAUGACUAAGUAGACUGUUAAGAUCUCAGCAACAACAGCUAGUAUUAUACAGCAUUCUUAACAUAGUAAAUCGGCUAAAGCUGCUUCUGAUCUGGAGGUGAUGGUGUUGAACUGGAGUGGACAAGUCCAAUAGAUUUAUUGGAAAUCACAAGCUCUUGGAGUAUUGCCCCUUUGGCAGUUGAAGCUGCUGCUGCUGUCAUCAGUCAAUAACUAGUGAGAAACUCAGAAGGGUGAACAAAACCUUGUUUGAAGCCUACCUCAGAACAGCACAUGAAGAGAAAAAUUUAGGAAGGGAAUGAUAGAGGUUAGGCUCUGAAUGGCUGAAGGCAGUGGCCACAGGUCGAAGGCAAAGGGCAUCGGACUUAAAGGACCAGAGUGGGUUAAGCACAGAGAUUCUGGAGGAUUGUAGAAGGUUACAGGGACAGGGAGGCAUUUUAACAGCAAAAUGAAGUUAAAAUCUAGGCUUCUGAUAAUGUAGGUCUGUACGUAGGGGAGUGAAAAAUGAUUGGAAGUGAUACGGGAAGCUAAAUUUUACAGACGGUAUAAAAUACAAGGCUGGCUAGGGGAAUGUUGCAAGAGUCCAGUCUAUACUUAACAAAUCAGUAUGAGGAUUUCAGCAGCAGUCAGGCUGAGAUAGAGAUGGGCGAUAAGGCACAACAGAAGAGUUGUGGAUUAUUUUGGCUGCAGACCACCUCUCACUGGCCAGAGCAAAUACAUGGGAAGUAUUUUCCUUUAGAAAACAUUUGUACACAGCUGGAGACUUUCCUCCAGUUUAUUAAAACUUACAUAUGGCAAACUGUUUUCUUACUUAAAGAGUCAGUAAACACAAAUCCUAUUGAGAAUGAUUAGUAGAAUAAAAUGAUUUUUGCAAUUAUACAAAAUGACUGUGUAAGCACAGUCUUGAUUUUUAGCAAGGUGCAUAGAGAAUAAUGCAUCAGCAACCCCCACUCAAACAGAAGUUUGAGGCACUUAAUCUGGGAGAGGGUAGAAAUUUGUAAUUUGCACUGGAUUCUCAAACACGCUUUGCAACACAUCAGGGUGCACUAAUCAAAUAUUUUCCCUCAUUUAUAGAGAAGUAAGUCAUUUUAGCCUCCUGUUUGGAAACAUACAGUCACAACCUGUUCACACAAGCUGGAGGAAUAUCAGAAGAUAACUCAACAGAACAAUAAAAAUAUGGAAGAAAACAGACGUUUUCAGAAAAGCCCAACAUUUUGCAUGGAACAGACUUGUAUCAUUGAGAUUAAUCAGCUCAGCCCCAAUCACUGACAGUUUGCUGGAAGUAACUGGUUAUUAAGCUUGGUGGUGAAUUACAUGAGGGAAAAGGCUUCUCUACUCCAGGUCUGGAUGAGGGGAACUACAUUAACUGCUGGUACAUUUCCCUUAUUUACAUUUAGCUUGUGUAGUCAGUGCUGCAACCAGCUAGCGAUAUGGAAAUCAAUCCAGGACAACAAGUUUUGACACAACAGAUGCUGUGCCUAUCACUUGAGAAAUGGAAAAUGCUGGUGUGACUCCAGCUGCUCAAGGUCAGUCAAAUAAAAUCAAUGCACCAGAGGUUUAUAUCAUCGUGACAGGCAGCGAUAAGGUUAACAAAGGUCCUUUCCCUAGAGUGAGUGAAUUCAAAACUAUGGGGCAUAUUUUUAAGGUUAGAGGAGAAAGAUUUAAAAAAGGAACCUGAGAGGCAACAUUGUCACACAGUGAUUCACAUGUGGAACAGUUACAACAUUUCAAAGCUAUUUGGCCAGGUACAUGAAUAGGAAAGGCUUAGGAGGGAUAUGGGUCAAACACACUAGUUAUUUGAGAAACCUCGUCAGUGCAGAUGAAUUGGACCCAAGGGUCUGUUUUUGUGCUAAAUGACUCUUUGGUCCCCUUACUGACAUUUCUUUCCUUAAGCAAUAUGUUGGUUUGACUGGGGUUUUACAAACCAGUUAUUAUUUAUGCUCAGUUGGAGAGAUGACAAACCACUCCAUGCAGCCUGCAUGUUAGUGGUGAACAGUGCAAUGUUGUGUAACAUUGGAUGGUGCCCAUUGUGGUGACAGUAUAGUCAUUUCCAUUUCAUUGCAGUAACCCCUACAAAGAAAACAGGCCGAGAUCUGUACAGACCACUAAGCUGUGAGGGGUCCAAGUUCCAUCAAGGCAGUUCCAAGUCACAUUUUAAAUAAAAGUCAAAGUAUAAUGUAAAAUAAUAUUUAUCCUGAGAGGAGAAUAAAAUGCAUCUGGCAGCUAAUGUGGCCAGUCCUUUAAGCCCCAGAUUUAGACAAGUACACACAAGCACAUAGAAUUAAUGGUGACAUGACGUUUAGUUUCACUUGAUAUUCAUUGAAGCAAACAGAAACACUCAUGUUAUUGACCCAGUUAAUUUGUGGUGUUAUGCUAUUAAAAUAUGGGUAAAAUGGUCAUUAACUUCUGACAAAAUCCAAAAGGAAAGGCACAUUUUUUGUAACGUACCAUUUCUUUAAGGUGAUGAAACAUAACAUCCUCUUUCACAAUACUUAUUGUAUGCUCCACUUAAUUGCCAUAAUUGAAAGCUCAGGAAACAACAGCAUUACAGAAAACUUCUGGUUGUCAGGAGUGUCCAAGUGCCUUGUGUAAUUAAUGAAGGAUGCCCCUAAACCACAGACAGUGAACAGGAGCGUAACAAGAACAGCCAAUUGUACAUCAGCUAGCAGAAUGGAUUCAAGUGAUGGGACAUGAAGCACAAAACUGUCCUAUUUAUAAAAGAUAUACACACAAAACAAUCCAGAAGGAGAUAUCUAAAAAGCUGCAAGGUUUAGAUUAGAGGAGUGUAAAUAGUAGGGGAGAAUAUACAAUAAAAGGCAAGCUUGCCAUAAAAUACUAGAGGUUAAAGAUGCACUCUAAUUAAUAACAAAUGCUUUAAGUUGACCAAAUUCCUCAACUAUAAACCAGUGUUACUCUGACAGCCAGCCUCUGCAAGUCUGUUCAGUGGGUAAAUGAUCAGUAAACUGUUGGAUUGAACUUGAGACCACAUUAUUCAGAAUUUUAUCAUGGGGUGUGGGGUUGCAGAUUUUUGUCAUCUCUGGCUAAUUGGGGCAGAUUUGCAGCACAGGAAUAGCCUGUUUAGCCCACCAGUUGUCUGCUUGUGUUUAUGGUGGACAGUAAGAGCCUUUUCCCUCAGAUGGUGAUGGCUAGCACGAGGGGACAUAGCUUUAAACUGAGGGGUGAUAGAUGUAGGACAGAAGUCAGAGGUAGGUUCUUUACUCAGUAGUAAGGAUGUGGAAUGCGCUGCCUGCAACAGUAGUAGACUCGCCAAGUUUAAGGGCAUUUAAAUAGUCAUUGGAUAAACAUAUGGAUGAUAAUGGAAUAGUGUCAGUUAGAUGGGCUUCAGAUUGGUUUCACAGGUCAGCACAACAUCGAGGGCCGAAGGGCCUGUACUUCGCUGUAAUGCUCUGUGCUCCAUACAGGUCCCCUUCUGUCAGAAUGGAACUGACAUGGGUCAAACAUAUGCUACACACACCAUUAAACGUGGGAUGAAUGUGGGAUCAGCCGUGAUCUGAAUGAAUGGUGGAGCAGGCUUAAACGGUCAAACAACCUAGUCCUGGUCCCAUAUCUUAUAAUUUUAUGGAAUAGACCAAAUGGGAAAGGAGAUGGGGUAGCUUUGUUAAUAAAGGAGUGGCAAGUGAAAAGUCACACUUGGAGGUUGUGUAUAGAUCCUUGUAGUUGACUCACUGCAUAGAGAACAGGAAAUCUUGGGUGAUUUAAUCUGCAUAUUGACUGGAUAAAUCAGAUGGGCAAGGGUAACCUGGAAGAUUAAUUUAUAAUGUAUACCAAAGAUUUUUUUUUCAAAAACAGUAGUACUUUUAGUACAGGCCAUUUUAGAUCUAGUAAAAUGUGAGCGAUAGGAUUUAAUUAAAAUUAGAUUCCCUACAGUGUAGAAACAGGCCCUUCGGCCCAAUAAGUCCACACCACCCCUUGCAGCAUCCCACCCAGACACAUCCCCCUAUAACCCAUGUACCCCUGAACACUACGGGCAAUUUAGCAUGGCUGAUCCACCCAGCCUGCACUUCUUUGGACUGUGGGAGGAAAACGGUGCACCCGGAAGAAACCCACGCAGACAGGGAGAAUGUGCAAACUCCGCACAGUCAGUUACCCGAGGCUGGAAUCGAACCUGGGUACCUGGCGCUGUGAGGCUGCAGUGCUAACCACUGAGCCACCGUGCCGCCCAAAGCGACGUCAAGUUAAAUAUGCACAGUUACAGACAUGUGAAGUAAGAGUUGCCUGAAGGCAACUCCGAAAUUAGACCAAGGGGGAGGUCAGUGGAAUAACAGUGGCAGAUGUUUCAGCAAAUGUUUCACGGUCAGCAAAAAUUGUCAAGAAGGAUGAGGGGGAUGAACCAUCUGUGGUUAACAAAAGGUGUUUAAGGAGAAUAAUCAAUUAAAAACAAAGGCAUACAAAGUGAUGGAAACUACUGGCAAGCCAGAGGAUUGGGAAUUUGUUAGGAACCAGCAGUGAAUGAUUAAAAUGGUGUUAAAGAGGGAGAAAUUGAUUACAAAAGUAAAUUGGCAGGAAAUGUAAAAAUAAACAGCAAAAUAAAUAGCUAAAAUGAGUGCUGGACCCUUGGAAGAUGUGACUGGGGAAUUGAUAGCAGGGGAAACAGGAAAACAGCAAAACAGCAGAUAAUUUAAACCAGUAUUUUGCAAUGGUAUGAAUGGCGGUAGACUCUCAAACACACCAAUGUGCUAAUGGGAGGAAACUUUUUGUUUCCAACUUUGUGCCUCUAACACAAAUGGCAAAGUAUUUAGAAAACUAGUGGGAUUAAAAACAGGCAAGUUGCCAGGACCUGAUGGCCUGCAUUCAAGGAAGUGGCUGCAGAAAUAUCGGAGGCAUUUGCUAAAGUAUUCUAGAACUCACUGGAUUCCAGGGAGUCUCCAGGCAAAUGGAAAACUGUUAAUAUGACGCUCCUGCUCAAGUGAAAUAACAGAAAAUUGUGCCAGUUGGCCUGUUUGUCAGAAGCAAGAUAGAUCAUUCUUAAACGUACCUUACCAUCCUAUAAAGAUUAGGGCUGAUUUGCCCAAGGCCUCAACUCCUCUUCCACAGCAGCUCCUCAUAACUCCCAACUCCCUGACGUUUCUCAGAUGUUAUGAUAUAACCCACAAAUCUCGGCAGUAAAGCACUCUAGACAUUCAUUACACUCCAUGAAAUUCUUCACCACUUCAGCUACAGCAUAAAAGAGACACUCAUUUAAAACUAUAUCACAAACAUUACCCACAAGAGUAGAAAAAUUUCAACAUCUAUCCUGUAAUCCCCCCUCAGAAUCUUGCAUGUUAUAACAAGAUCACUCUUCAUUCUCUUAAUGCUAAUGAAAAAAGGAUUCAUUUGUUUAGCCAUUGUGUCAAUUCAGUCCCUUCAUCCCAGGAAUGAACCACCUCCAAUACUGGUACAUCUUUUCUUAAAAGCAAAAACCAAACUUCCAUGCAACUCCUCCAACAUCUUGCACAAUUAUAAUAAAACAUCCCAAUUCUUGUUACAUAGACAAAACCAAACUCCCAUCAUCCCUCCAUGUUGUACUUUUUUGGAGUCUUUCCAUUUAAGUAAUGGUCUGCCUUUGAUGCUUCCUACUUCCCUAGAUUAAAAUCCAGCAUGUUUUUGUCUACUCACUCAACCUCUCCUUCUCUUUGCAGAUACCCGAUGUCCUCAUUGUAACAUGCCCUCCCUCCUAUUCUUGUCAUUAACCAAAUUUGGUCAGAUGUUACAGUCUAUUCUCUCUAACUUAUCAAUAUUGAUGAGUAGUAAAUAACCAAGUCUACUAUCCAUGCUGAUACAUAAAAGAUGUAAUAGCAGAGAAUUUGGAAAAUAGCAGCACAGUCAGCAUGGAUUUACGAAAAGAAAGUCAUGCUUGUUGAAUGUCAGCAGAAUUGAAUACAAGAGUAGUAAGGAUGUUCCGACUUGGACACAGUGCAAUGAAUAUUUACCAAGUUUGUCAGGACUAAAUACAACCUGGAUUAGUUAGGAAUGUAUUCACUGGAGUUUAGAAGAAUGAGGGGGGAAUCUCAGAAUCUAAAACAGGCCUAGACAGGGCAAACGCAGGAAGGAUAAUUCUGAAGACCAGGGUGUUCAGGACCAUGGUUCACUAUCUAAGGAUAUUGGAUAAGCCAUUUGAAUUAAGAGAAGAGAAAUUUCUUCACUUAGAAAGUGGUGCACCUGUGAAAUUCUCUGCUACAGAAAGCUGCCUAAACUGGUAAAAGUCCAAUGACACUCAAAAAUACGACGACACAUUGGGUAUCUCAAAGAUAGAUAAUUAACAGGAACUGUGGAAUUUCUUCACCUGAAGAUAUUUAAUCUAAAUGUACAGAUUACCUUGAAAAAUUUUGAAUAAAGUAGGAUCAAAAUUUUGAUUAGCUUUAAAAAUGAGCAAAAUCAGGAGUCUCAUCUGUACAAUUCUUCACAAGGUUUCAAGGGGAAAUACCGAGACUCAAAUGAACCAAAUCAAUGGGUCAAAUUUAUUUUCAGAACUUUUAAUCUUUGAGCCCAAAAUUCUUUUCACUCCAACGACUUACUCCUAUAUUUUUCAGCUACUCAGGAGUAAGACUUCUUAGGUUCACAUCAUCUUGCACUGUUAUACUAACAGCUUUUGAAUGACUUCCCAACUGAUGACAGAAGACUUACUGAGACACUAUAACCAUUACCAUUUUGUGUCAAGUAUAACAAAUGAUUGCAGCACUGUGAAGAAGCUGGUGCAUGGUACCACAAUGUGAGAACAAACAUGAUGUUAAAC
Molecule: messenger RNA, 10064 nt
Organism: Stegostoma tigrinum
Lineage: Eukaryota; Metazoa; Chordata; Chondrichthyes; Orectolobiformes; Stegostomatidae
Gene: man2c1
Product: mannosidase, alpha, class 2C, member 1
Exons: 26
Coding region: 16-3108 (1030 amino acids)
Biological process (GO): mannose metabolic process; oligosaccharide catabolic process
Molecular function (GO): carbohydrate binding; alpha-mannosidase activity
Source: RefSeq, a predicted model, not a curated record